This is a messenger RNA of Trichoderma breve, 3546 nucleotides long. Its product is annotated as DEAD/DEAH box helicase domain-containing protein. Gene Ontology annotation, molecular function: nucleic acid binding; RNA helicase activity; ATP binding. The transcript is spliced from 6 exons. Lineage: Eukaryota; Fungi; Ascomycota; Sordariomycetes; Hypocreales; Hypocreaceae. The coding region runs from base 1 to 3546 and encodes 1181 amino acids. The record is from RefSeq and is a predicted model, not a curated record.
AUGGCUCGGCCAAGAGACUCGCGCUCACCAAGUCCUGCAGGCAGCCAUUUCAACUCGCGCCGCCACCGCAAAGAUGACGACCGGCGGGAUGCCAGAGACCGCCGAGACGAUGGAAGGGAUACUCGCCGACGCUCAAGGUCGCGCAGCCCGGAUUACCGGUACCGCGACCGUGACCGAGGCAGAGACAACAGGGAUCGUGGUGGCCGUGACCGCGACCACCGCCGAGACGAUGACUUCUACCGCGGCCCACGUGAUCGCCGAGGAGCGAGAGACGACUUUAGAAGACGAGACGAUUCUAGGAACAGAAGCCGACGUGAAGGCACGGCUGACUCUCAUCCUCGCAGCAGCCGCGCUGACAGCCGAUCUCGCAAGACCCCGGUAGCUGAUAGUGGCAGGAAUGGAGCUGAUGAGGCCCAAAAGGCCAAGCCGAACGCUGCACAAUCCGAGGUUGAUAAGAAGGCAGAGCGGCUUGCCAAGCUUGAAGCAUGGAAGAAGAAGAAGGAACUCGAAGGCCAGAAACAAAAAGAGGUGAAUGCCAGUCAAACCAGAAAUCUGUUGGCUGAGAUGGACAAGAGGGCCAAGGAGGGAUCCACGGCUGUCUCAUCCCCUGUUGUGUCGUCCGCUGCUUCUCCUGCUCCUGUUGACUCGGGAAGCGUAUCUCCUGCAAAGCCUUACACUGGCAAGUUUGAUCCAAAAACGAUUGCAAAGAAGUCCGCUGUUCAAAGAUCACACGAUACUACUAAAGGGGCUCUGGGAUCUAUAGAUGUUCAACCGCCUACCAUUGCUAUGCCUGUGAAGAAGACAAUUGCUGCGUCUGCUUUGCCUACAAAUCGUGCCAAAGCCAGCAGUUUUGGAUUCGGUAAAUCUCAUGCUGAAGGGGACAAGCUUACCAACAAGCGAAAGCUUGAUAUGGACGAGGAGGUCGUAACGAAACGACAGCUUACUAAACUCCCCAGCCUCCCAAUAGAGGCCGACGACACGCCUUAUGCUGACCAAGAUGAGGAUGACGAAUCGGAUGGUGACAACUUUGCCGAAAAUGAGGAAGAGGCUGCCGCCGCUGCGCGUGCCGCUCACGAAAGACGUCUUCAAGCUGAAAACCAAGUCGAGAACGGAGCCGAAACCCAAGUCGAAAAGCAGGCUGAAAAGCAGGCUGAUGAGAUGAUGAAAGACGACGAGCCCCAAGCGGCGCAGGAACCCAACGGCGAUCAUGUUACUCAUGUUACCAACGGAGAGGAAACAGCUGACAAGGCCUUCCCUGCGGAACAAAUGGAUGUUGAUGAAGAGGAAGAUGAAGUCGAUCCUCUAGAUGCAUUCAUGGAUGACCUUCAACAAACGGAGACUGUCAAGAAUCCCUUGAAGAAGGCCGCUGUCAAGAAGCAGCAAGAACCUGAGGCUUAUUUCUCUGAUGAUGAUUAUGCCUUCGACAACGAAGGCGAUCAGGAGGCAGACGCCGCAUUGCUUGCAAUCGCUAACAAGCGCAAGAAGAAGGAUAUUCCAAGCGUUGACUAUUCAAAGAUAGAUCUGCAACCUAUCCGCAAGAAUUUCUGGGUCGAGCCCGCAGAGUUGAGCUCGCUUUCCGAAGCAGAUGUCACAGAUUUACGACUGGAGCUAGAUGGAAUCAAGGUCAACGGCAAGGAUGUACCCAAGCCUGUUCAGAAAUGGGCUCAGUGUGGUCUCACCCGCCAGACCCUCGAUGUCAUUGGUUCACUCGGGUUUGAAAAGCCUACGCCGAUUCAGAUGCAGGCCUUGCCCGCGCUAAUGUCAGGUCGGGAUGUCGUUGGUGUGGCCAAGACGGGAUCCGGCAAGACUAUGGCUUUCUUGCUUCCCAUGUUUCGACAUAUCAAGGACCAAGAGCCGCUCAAGGACACAGAUGGCCCCGUUGGGCUAAUUAUGACGCCAACCCGUGAGCUAGCCACCCAGAUUCACAGAGAUUGCAAACCUUUCCUGAAAAUGAUGAACCUACGUGCUGUUUGCGCGUACGGCGGAGCUCCCAUUAGAGAUCAGAUUGCCGAACUCAAGCGCGGUGCUGAAAUCAUUGUUUGCACACCUGGCCGCAUGAUUGAUCUACUGGCCGCCAACCAAGGGCGAGUCACCAAUCUCCGGAGGGUUACCUAUGUGGUUCUCGACGAAGCCGACCGAAUGUUUGACAUGGGCUUCGAGCCACAGGUGAUGAAGAUUUUUGCCAACAUGCGACCUGACCGACAAACAAUUCUCUUCUCGGCUACUAUGCCACGCCUCAUUGAUUCACUCACGAAAAAGGUGCUCAAGAGCCCUAUUGAGAUUACUGUCGGCGGCCGCAGCGUUGUUGCCAAAGAGAUUGAGCAAAUCGUGGAGAUUAGAGAGGAGAGUUCAAAGUUUCUCCGUGUUCUAGAGUUGCUAGGCGAGCUCUACGAUAAGGACGAAGAUGCCCGGUCGUUGAUCUUUGUCGAGCGACAAGAGAAAGCGGAUGAUCUUCUUAAAGAGCUAAUGCAGAAGGGCUAUCCUUGCAUGUCCAUCCAUGGAGGCAAAGAUCAAGUGGAUCGCGAUUCUACCAUUUCUGAUUUCAAAAAGGGCGUAGUGCCCAUCCUGAUUGCUACAUCGGUUGCUGCGCGUGGCUUGGAUGUCAAGCAGCUCAAGCUUGUCAUCAACUACGACGCACCCAACCACCUGGAAGACUAUGUUCACCGUGCUGGGCGAACAGGCCGUGCAGGAAACACAGGAACCGCCGUUACUUUUGUCACGCCUGAACAAGAGAAUUGCGCUCCUGGUAUCGCCAAAGCCUUGGAACAGAGUGACCAGCCCGUCCCAGAACGCCUCAAUGAGAUGCGGAAAUCUCAUCGAGAAAAGGUCAAGUCGGGCAAGGCGAAGGACUCGUCUGGAUUCGGCGGAAAGGGUCUGGAUCGUCUGGAUGCAGAACGUGAGGCCGCCCGCCUCCGCGAGCGCAAGACGCAUAGAGCUGAGGGUGAGGAAGAAGAGGUCAAGGAAGAGGGUAAGAAGGAGGAAGAAGACAAGAAGAUUGAGAAAACGCUUAGCGCUAUCAAAGCGGCGGCCUCCACUGUCCAGGCUCGUGAAAUAGCACGGGCUGAGGGAGGAGAGAGCGGCAAGGGAGCUCAGCCUGUUGUUGCUACAGGUGACAAGGGCAAGGAUCCUUUGGACAAAGUCAGCUCUGCUGUCAGUGCCAUCAACAGCCGUCUGGGCAAGGCUGGCCAGCUUCGCUCUGGCCAACCCAUCGACAACAAAGGCCCCGACGCCGGUGCUUUCCACGCUACACUGGAAAUCAACGACUUCCCACAGAAGGCUAGAUGGGCCGUCACCAACCGCACCAACGUGGCCAAGAUUCUGGAGGCGACCGGAACGUCCAUCACCACCAAAGGUAGCUUCUAUCCUCCCGGAAAGGAAGUACCGGCUGGAGCAGAACCCAAGCUAUAUAUCCUUAUUGAAGGUGAUACCGAGCUUGUGGUAUCCGCUGCUUUGAACGAAAUGACGAGGCUUCUGAGAGAGGGUACCAUUGCUGCGGCGGAUGCAGACAGCAGGGCUCCCGCGAGUGGAAGAUAUACUGUUACUUAA